Arabis nemorensis is the source of this 237-nucleotide messenger RNA. NCBI's taxonomy places the organism in Eukaryota, Viridiplantae, Streptophyta, Magnoliopsida, Brassicales, Brassicaceae. The record is from the annotation of a GenBank genome assembly.
AUGGUCGAAGGGUUGAAAGCAGAGAAUGUAUGGCUGGUGCUACAAACAAUCCAUCAAGACAUCCAAUAUGGCUUGAGAAGUUUUGAAAACUUUGUCAUUACAUUCUAUUCAAGGGAAGGAAACAAGGCUGCAAAUCGAAUUGCAAAGGAAGCUAUCUCCAUGGAGAACAAUGCUCAUAGAUUGUAUUCACUAGCACCUUCAUGGUUAAAUGCAUGUAUUGAGGCUGAUAAGCCAUAA